Messenger RNA from Volvox carteri f. nagariensis, 1014 nucleotides. RefSeq lists its product as uncharacterized. The transcript is spliced from 4 exons. Lineage: Eukaryota; Viridiplantae; Chlorophyta; Chlorophyceae; Chlamydomonadales; Volvocaceae. Gene Ontology annotation, molecular function: gamma-glutamylcyclotransferase activity. The record is from RefSeq and is a predicted model, not a curated record. The coding region runs from base 1 to 1014 and encodes 337 amino acids.
AUGCCCCUGCUUAGGUUGUUCCCCUGGAGUCAAGGCCUGCCGUCUUGCGUGGCUGGAAGCUCAGCUUCCGCCUCAUCAGCUACGGCUACAACGGCUUUCAGUAAUGACAGCAAUUUCAACAACAAGAGCAGCAACAGAAUCUCUGAGCGCUGGAGUUCUGAGCUACACGGUGUGCUCCACCGGGUCUCAACGGCUGACUGGGUCCAGAUCAUGGCCACGGAGGGUGUGGGUGCGGGCAAGUCCGGGUAUCGCGUGGUGGAGGUGGAGGUAACGCUGUACGACGGUCGCCGCAUCCGGGCCCUGACACUGGAGGGCCAGCCGCCGUCUCUUCACCCCCCCACGCGUUCCGUCUCACCCUCCCGCCGCUACCUGGGCCUACUGGGGGACGGCGCCCGUCACCAUGGGCUCAACCCCGAGUACAUCACAUACCUGGAUUCUCUCCAGUCGUACGAGGCCAACGGAUGGAACAACGCCACGGGUCGGGCCGUCGUACUCGCUGCGGCGGUGCCGCUAGCGCUUCCGCUGCUGCCGGCCGUCGUCCUCUUGCGCUUGACCGCCAGGAAGAGCAAGGCCAGGGAAGAGAGACAGGCAGUCGGGAGUAACGGCGUCGGCGUCAAGGCGGGCGCCACCGCUGCGGAUUGCAGCACAGUUGCGGAGUGUGUGGAAGCAGCUGCGAAAGGGGCGGCGGUGGCGACCAAAGAAGAUCCAAUCGACAUGCUCGGCAGCGGCGCCGCCAAGACGACGGCCGUACAGAUGCCACUGCAGUCGUCGUCGCCGCCGUCAGUGUCCGUAACAGCUACCAUGGCGACGACGCAGGGUUCGGUGCCCGCCACCGUCGACAGCGGCGGCAUCCCGCCGCAGCUCCUGCGGCCGCCGAUGGCGCUGCCGGAGCUAUUGAGCGGAUAUUUGCGCGCUGUGCAGUACACCACGUGGGUUGUACAUGACGUACUGGCAGCGACACUGCUGGGCAGCGACAGCAGGGCUGCCGACGCCAAGCAGCAGCGCCAAGGCUGA